CUGUCCUGUCAUCCGUCUGGGUGUGGUUUUACAUUCUGGUACCGUUAACAGGAAAUAAAGCUCUAGUCUAUUUCACUUUAAUGCGAAACAAAGAAAAAGAAGCUUUGAACGAAGAAACAAAGGAACAAAGAAAUCGUUCUGAAGAAAGCUUUCCAAUAAAAGCUACGUUCGCUUCCUCGACACAGGAAGUUUUUUGGCGCCGUUGUUCUGAUGGGAAAAAGUUUUUGUUCCUAACGUUAAGCAGUCGUUUUUCGUUUUAAAAAAACUUGUGACUAAAGCGAUUGAAGCGUAACCGGAAGUAAAAGUAUACAAGAUGCCGAAAACGAUCAGUGUAAGAGUCACCACAAUGGAUGCUGAACUGGAGUUUGCCAUUCAGCCCAAUACAACAGGGAAGCAGCUAUUUGACCAGGUGGUAAAGACCAUUGGUUUGCGGGAGGUUUGGUAUUUUGGACUUCAAUACCAGGAUACAAAGGGCUUUUCCACAUGGCUAAAACUCAACAAAAAAGUGACCGCCCAGGAUGUAAGAAAGGAAAGCCCUUUGCUGUUCAAGUUUCGUGCAAAGUUCUUCCCUGAGGAUGUGUCUGAGGAGUUAAUCCAGGACGCCACACAGCGGUUGUUCUUCCUGCAGGUUAAGGAGGGAAUCUUAAAUGAUGACAUUUAUUGCCCCCCAGAGACUGCAGUCCUUUUGGCUUCCUACGCUGUCCAGGCUAAAUAUGCUGACUACAAUAAGGAUGUCCACGUCCCAGGGUAUCUGUCCAGUGAGCAGCUGCUCCCUCAGAGAGUUCUGGACCAGCACAAACUUAACAAGGACCAGUGGGAGGAGAGGAUUCAAGUCUGGCACGAGGAGCAUAAGAGCAUGAUGAGAGAGGAGUCUAUGAUGGAAUAUCUGAAGAUUGCUCAAGACCUUGAAAUGUAUGGAGUCAACUACUUUAACAUCAAGAAUAAGAAAGGCACAGAGCUGUGGUUGGGAGUGGAUGCACUGGGUCUCAACAUUUAUGAACAAACUGACAAAAUGACUCCCAAAAUUGGAUUUCCCUGGAGUGAAAUAAGGAACAUUUCAUUUAAUGACAAGAAAUUUGUGAUUAAACCAAUUGACAAGAAAGCUCCAGACUUUGUGUUUUAUGCCCCAAGACUGCGUAUCAACAAGCGCAUUCUUGCCCUCUGUAUGGGAAAUCAUGAGCUGUAUAUGCGUCGCCGCAAACCUGACACCAUCGAAGUGCAGCAGAUGAAAGCCCAGGCUCGGGAGGAGAAGAACCACAGGAAGAUGGAGAGAGCUCUGCUGGAAAAUGAAAAAAGGAAAAGAGAAACGGCUGAAAAAGAAAAAGAAAAGAUUGAGAAGGAAAAGGAAGAGUUAAUGGAGAGAUUAAAGCAGAUUGAGGAGCAGACGAGAAAAGCCCAGCAAGAGUUGGAGGAACAAACACAACGGGCUCUGGAGUUGGAGCUGGAGAGAAAGCGAGCACAGGAAGAGGCCGAACGCCUCGAGGCCGACCUGAAAGGUGCCGAGGAUGCGAAGAUGGCGCUGCUGCAGCAGUCAGAGAACCAGAUGAAGAAUCAAGAACACCUGGCCACAGAGUUGGCUGAGCUGACGUCAAAGAUAUCCCUCCUGGAGGAUGCCAAAAAGAAAAAGGAAGAAGAAGCAACAGAGUGGCAAACCAAGGCAGCUGUGGUGCAGGAGGACUUGGAGAAGACCAAAGAAGAACUUAGAAACAAAGUGUUGGCGUCUCAUGUGCAGGAGCCCCUGAAUGCAGAAAACGAGCAUGAUGAGAAUGAUGAGAGCAGUGCUGAGGCCAGCGCUGAGUUCACCGAUGCCGCCACGUACAAGGACCGCAGUGAGGAGGAGCGAAUGACUGAGGCAGAGAAGAAUGAACGCCUCCAGAAACAUCUACUUGUUUUAAGCUCAGAGCUGGCCAAUGCUCGAGACGAGAGCAAGAAGACGGUGAACGACAUGAUUCACGCGGAGAAUGUACGCGCAGGACGAGACAAGUACAAGACCCUCAGACAGAUUAGAUCAGGAAACACCAAACAGCGCAUUGAUGAGUUUGAGUGCAUGUGAUCUUUGCAAUGGCUAAUACUAUUGCCCACAAAUCUGGGUCUUCCUGCCUGAACUGCCUUCAUUACGCUCUUUUUUCAACACGCAAAUAAUUAAUUCAAUGACAUGACUGUGCUGCGUAAUGAAUCAGCAUUGGCCUGAAAACAUGAUUUUUUAUUUUAUUUAGACAAGUCAUUGGUUGAAAAGGGAGAUCAUUUACAUAUUAGCACAUUUGUCAUACUGUCAAGGAUGGGCUCUUGACUCGAUCCAAUUUAGAAUUUUUAGUUUUUAUUUUGUCACAAAUUUCUAACAUCAAGAUUAAGAUUUAGGUUUGACUAUUGAUAAAGAUAUCAGUCUGUUGUAGAGCAUACGCUGCAGUGUAGCAGUCCCACUUUACACUGUGUUUUUUAAAGGGUCCACACUGGAUGGGUGUGCAGUACAAAUAAAGCACAUAAGAUAAUGCGUUUAAUAUAAAUGACACAUGAUAAGAUGAUGUGUUAAAAAUGCUCAGAAAUUAGCCACACAGCACACACACAACACAUUCUCCACGAUUAGCCGUUGGACUGUCAACUAAAAUCCACUGAUUGGCCUAAAUGCCUUUUCUAGUGAACAUUUUUUCAAGUUCUGACUGUUACUCCCAUGUUAUGGUCAUUGUACCUGUGACUGUGCCAAUCAAAAGUUAAAUACAAGAACCAUUUGCACUUUUUGCUACAGAGGCAAAACAUACAUUUUGCAGCUCUGGUGUGGCUUAUUGGAGCUUUUAUAGAUCAGUAUUAUAUUUUGCAAAGUAUUUGGAAGCUGCAAGCUGUUACAGGCAUUGAAGUAUUUAGAACAUAUUCAUAAUUUCCUUCACGUUUUUGAAGACUUUCACAUCAGUUAGUAUUCUCAGCUCUAUUCUGUUGGUAUUAAGUAUACCCUUUAAUGCUUAAACCAAUGAGUUAAAAGAACAUGAAUAAUAAUUUGUGAAUCCGUACACAGGUAGAUGUUAACAUGAAGUCUGUAAAAAAUUUGAAACAGUAUUUUUUUUUAAGAGGAAUCUUUGUACCAUUCGUGUUUGAAUAGUUUGUCUGUGAAACUGUCUGACCAAAUAAAAUAUAAUGACAUUGUCUGGCAACAAACCAUUUUUCCAGACAAUUACAUUAUAUUUUUGACUCUGGAUUCAUUUACAUCAGAUUUAAUUAACCUUGUUUCACUGUUUGGCUUUUAUUUUUUAUCAACUUAUUAAACUGUUGUUUACUCAACCAAAUAGACAAUUUCCUUUUAUGAUGAAUGAGCUGAACACAGAGAAUCCUCUGUAAUUGUCGUUGUUAGUGAAGAAAAUAAAAAUCUGUAAAGGUUGACAUUAA
Messenger RNA from Cynoglossus semilaevis (tongue sole), 3375 nucleotides. It is a transcript of the gene msna, whose product is annotated as moesin a. The coding region runs from base 314 to 2053 and encodes 579 amino acids. Gene Ontology annotation, cellular component: cytoskeleton. Gene Ontology annotation, molecular function: actin binding. The transcript has 13 exons. Lineage: Eukaryota; Metazoa; Chordata; Actinopteri; Pleuronectiformes; Cynoglossidae. The record is from RefSeq and is a predicted model, not a curated record.